Molecule: messenger RNA, 846 nt
Organism: Trematosphaeria pertusa
Lineage: Eukaryota; Fungi; Ascomycota; Dothideomycetes; Pleosporales; Trematosphaeriaceae
Exons: 2
Coding region: 1-846 (281 amino acids)
Source: RefSeq, a predicted model, not a curated record
AUGGCACCAGGGCUCCAGGCUGCGCGCAACCCACGUGAGUGCGACCUAGCCCUUACCCUUCUAGGAUUUUUGCUUCUUCCCGAAACGUCUCUUGCUCUCACAUCCACCCUCUCUCACCACCACAACGCCAAUAUCCCACCUCAACAGCUCCGACUGCAAUACGCCACUCUGGAGAGCAGCCUACUUCGUCUCCCCGGAGAGCUAAGAAACAAGAUAUACAGCUUCGCGCUCACCGAGGAAGCAGGCCUACUCUACCGUGAGGACGACUAUGGCGUUAGCAGGCUCUGCGUCCACACACUCGAAAGCGAGCCUAGCGGCCUUCGAGAUGCCAACCAGCUCCGAUUCGUCAACCGCCAAUUGCAUCCGCUACAACGAUAUCACUUUGAUGACGUAUCAUUAAGGAAGACCUUCGAUAAGUGUAUGAACUUUCUUCGCCCUUUGCCGAGUGAGCAGCACGCUCACAUCCGCAUCAUCACCUUGGAAUGCCUUGAUGCGAAACUCGAAACCCCCAGCUCGACUGAUCUGUAUAACUACUGCCGAGAUCACCCAAUGGCUACGGUCAAUGCGCGCCUCGCCGCCUUCGAUCCGUACAACAACCUCUUCAUGAAGAUGGUGCUACUCCUCGCAACCCGCGAGGAGAAGAAUCUCGGCUUUCCCAAGAGGCGCCCUUGGGGGGAUGGCGAACUCUUUCCUCUGUUUCGAGCGACCUUGGAUCGAUACACAGUCAACGCGCUCGAAGCCGUAUGCCGAAAUGAAGAUGGGGAGCAGUCCACUCCAAACAAUCUUCGCUACUUUCCCAUGGACGAAGUCUUGGACGAAGCUAAAUUUCGGAAGGUCCUUGUGUGA